This is a messenger RNA of Drosophila subpulchrella, 956 nucleotides long. RefSeq lists its product as uncharacterized. The transcript is spliced from 3 exons. The record is from RefSeq and is a predicted model, not a curated record. The coding region runs from base 41 to 919 and encodes 292 amino acids. Lineage: Eukaryota; Metazoa; Arthropoda; Insecta; Diptera; Drosophilidae.
AUUAAAUUAAACUAAAUUGUGACGGAAAAAGGAAAUAAUAAUGGAUCGCUACGGAAGGGAACGUUCUCCGCAUAGGGAAAGAAAGAGGGAACGCUCGCCGUAUAGGGAAAGAAGAAGAGAGCGCUCACCCCAAAGGGAAAACAGGCGAGACAGCAGCAAUGUUCUGACCUACAAGAAACUCAAGAAAAUGCCGCUGAAUCUGCGGAAGAAAGCGGUACGAGAGGCCCGUAAUCGCCAUGAGACGAUCUCGGGGAAGCGACUGAAGCGGAAGAGGAAUCCCCAGGAUGUCCCCACUGCCCGCCGCCUCCGAAACGACUUCGAUCGAUCCGAGCACAACGCCAUGCUGGCCAGCACUUCGCAGGAACUACGACGCAUCCUGCAGGACUUCGAGACUCUCUCGGACAUUCCCCACGAUAUAACACCCAUUGAGCUUCAGGGGGAGAUAGCCAUCGCAGAGGGACAGGCCACAACUAUCCAUGUACAGCGGGAUGGACUCAGCACUCUCAACGUGGUGCUCCACCAGCGCGAGCCGACGAUCGCACAGCUGAAGAGGGCAAUUGCUUUGAUCUCGCGCGCCCAGCACAAGCGCAGGCAACGCGAGCGGUACGAAGAGCGUCUUCGGCGUCGGGGAAUCGCCGACGACUCCGACGAUCGACGGCAGCGCCAACCAGUUGUGGUGGCCAGCUCCACCGGCGAGUUAGUUCACUCCGCUCAGCGCAACGGGCAUGAUCAUCGCGCGUUCGUCUCGUGGCGAUUUCUAUGGCGCUGUUUUGGACUGCUCAACGUGGACACCAAUCAGCCCAUCGACGACCGACGCUCUGGCGGCAGGGCCACCCUAAAGGAGCUGGGCAUUGAGAACGCCGCCACCCUAAAGUUUGUCCAUCGCGUCAAGUACUUCGGGCGCCAGCGACAGAGCUAAAGUCAAUCAAAACCAAAUGAUAGUGUCCCCAAAGAGU